AUGUAUGGUUGUCAAUUUCUUGACGUAGACAUAAUUGCUUACGAGUUUUUCAAUUUUAUAAUUUUGUUGACAUGUUUCUUUAAUUUUACUUAAUUUAAUUGAUAACAGAAUUGUAAUUAAUGGUCAGAUAAGUUAUAAUAUCAACAUGGCUUUGAAAAAAGUCAAAGGAAACUUCGAGAGGAUGUUCGAUAAAAAUCUGACGGAUUUAGUUCGAGGAAUCAGAAAUAAUAAAGAUAAUGAGUCCAAGUAUAUAGCACAAUGUAUGGAAGAAAUAAAAGUAGAGUUGCGCCAAGAAAACAUAGCAGUGAAGGCCAAUGCAGUGGCGAAACUCACAUAUCUCCAAAUGUUGGGAUAUGACAUAUCUUGGGCUAUAUUCAACAUAAUAGAAGUGAUGAGUUCCAACAAAUUCACGUACAAGCGCAUUGGUUACUUAGCGGCUAGUCAGUCAUUCCAUGCAGAUUCAGAACUACUAAUGCUCACUACAAAUAUGAUCAGGAAGGAUCUGAAUGCACAGAAUCAGUAUGAGGCAGGGCUUGCACUCAGUGGCCUCAGCUGUUUUAUAUCCCAUGACUUAGCUAGAGACCUUGCAAAUGACAUCAUGACUCUGAUGAGUUCAACUAAACCUUAUUUAAGGAUGAAAGCUGUACUCAUGAUGUACAAAGUAUUUCUAAGGUAUCCAGAGGCACUAAGACCUGCAUUCCCAAAACUAAAAGAGAAACUAGAAGAUCCUGACCCAGGUGUCCAAUCAGCUGCUGUUAAUGUAGUUUGUGAAUUAGCAAGGAAAAAUCCUAAAAACUACCUCUCACUAGCUCCAGUGUUCUUCAAACUGAUGACAACAUCCACCAACAACUGGAUGUUAAUUAAAAUUAUCAAAUUGUUUGGUGCCUUAACCCCAUUAGAGCCUCGACUUGGCAAGAAACUGAUAGAACCAUUAACUAACUUAAUACAUAGUACGUCAGCCAUGUCGCUGCUAUACGAGUGCAUUAACACGGUGAUCGCGGUGCUGAUCAGCAUCAGCAGCGGCAUGCCCGGCCACGCCGCCUCCGUGCAGCUCUGCGUGCAGAAGCUCAGGAUACUCAUCGAAGACAGCGAUCAAAAUUUGAAAUACUUGGGCCUAUUGGCGAUGUCAAGAAUACUCAAGUCCCACCCUAAGUCAGUGCAGGCUCACAAGGAUCUCGUUCUGGCGUGUCUUGACGAUAAGGACGAAUCAAUUAGGCUGAGAGCUUUGGGUCUAUUGUAUGGCAUGGUAUCAAAGAAAAACUUAAUGGAGAUAGUAAAGAAGCUGAUGGUGCACAUGGACCGCGCGGAAGGCACGCUGUACCGUGACGAGUUGUUGACGCGGAUCAUCGAGAUUUGCUCGCAGAACAACUAUCAGCAUGUGGUUGACUUCGAGUGGUACGUCACCGUGCUCACUGAGCUUACUGAGAUGGAGACUAGUGCUAAACACGGUCGCAUGGUGGCGGCGCAGCUGACGGAGGUGGGGGCUCGCGUGGCGGAGGUGCGCGCGUUCGCGGCGCGCGAGUGCGGCGCCCUCGUCGCCCGCGCCGCCGCCGCGCCGCCCGGGCCCGCCUCGCGCGAGGUGCUCUACGCCGCCGCCUACGUGCUGCCCGAGUACUGCCGCGAGGAGUCAGUGAUGCGCGAGUCGGUAUCAGGGCUGCUGUCGUGCGCGGGUAUCGGCGGCGGCGCGGUGCGAGCUCGCGCCGUGUGCGUGCACGCCGCGCUCAAGCUCACUGCUCAUCUGCUCAGGAUAUACGAGGAGAGGAACGACAUGGAACAUGCUAUUGCUAUCAUUCGCGAGGCGUUAGCUGGUCUACGACCUCUGCUGUGUAGUGAAGACAUGGAAGUACAAGAGCGCAGUCACAACGCCACGGCGCUGCUGACCAUAGUGCUACGGAAGCUGAGCCCCAACGACUGUGCAGACCUGCCCAUGCAGACUGUGCCCAUGCAGAACGAUGAUACCUUGCUUGUUGAACAUGAACAGAGUAAUGGUGUAGAAAAAGAAGAGAACAGCGAAGAUGUAAACGGAGAGAGUUGUACGCAGGGCUUCAGCGGCGGUCUCAUAGAGGAGUUGGCAGAGUUGUUCGAGGGCGAACUGAAGCCCGUCGCGCCUAAAGCGCAGAAGAAAGUGCCCAUGCCUUCAGAUUUGAACCUGGAGCAGUGGGUGUGCCACUCGCGCUGGUCGUCGGAGAGCUCGAGCUCGGAGGGCGAGGGCGAGGCCGCCGUGUUCGCGCCCGCGCCGCGCGACGCCCGCCCCACCGCGCAGUUCACGCCGGAGGAACUCGCUAUGUUACGCGAGGCCAGGCGACAGGAGCAAGCUAACAACCCGCACUAUCUAAAAGACGACUCGCCGCGCUCCUACCAACAAGACGACGUGCCCAUCGCUGAGAUUGCCCUUGAGAUUCCUCUACAAGUCCAUACCAAGAGAUCUGAUAAAUACUUAAUAUCACGUGAAAGUUCUAAGAAGAAAAAGGAAAAGCGGACAUCAAAGAAGCGAAAAAGCAAAAAAGAUAAACUGUCCAGUGAUUCUGAUAGUGAAGAGGAGGCGAGCCUGGGCCGGCCGGCGGUGGCGGAGGGCGGCGAGCUGCCCGAGGGCGCGGCGCUGUCGGACGAGGAGCCGCCGCCGCCGCCCGACGACCCGCACCGCGCGCUCGACCUCGACCUCGACCAGCCUCUACGCGAAGAAGAAUUACUCACGUCAAGAAUACAUCAGUACCCGUCGCCUGAAAGCGGACUGUUGGACAAAAAGUCCAAAUCUGCGAAGAAAACAAAGUCCGCUGACAAAGCGUCAGGCGACAAACCCACGAAAAAGAGGAAGGAAAAGAAAACUAAACAAAAGACAGUAGAUUUAAUGCUACCAGAAUUGGCUAAAGUGGAUGAUGAGUUGCUCAUUGAUGAUUUAAGCCAGACGAAUGGCAAGAAAACUGUAAAACUUAGUGACGAACCGGAGGAAGAAGCCACACUUGCUGAACCUAACGUAAAGGGCACAAAGACUGAAAAACAUAAAAAGUCUAAAAAGGAAUCAAAAGACAAAGAAUCCAAGAGGAAUAAAUCAUCCAAGAAAGGCAAACACGAAAAGAAGACAGGAUACGAAGAAGCGCUAGGUAUAUCUACGCCUAGCAAAGAAGUCAUUUAGUGUACAUAAUAAGUAAACGCUUAAUUUUCUUCAUUCGUGUCAUGCUACACAUGCUAUCUCAGUGCAAUUGUUAAUUUGAACAAUUUAAGGAUAUUUUUUAUUGAAGAUUAGUUCACCUCCAAUAUGUAUUAGUUAUUAAUUCCAUUCAUAUUUGAAAGUGAACUAUGUCCAUUUAUAUGAAUAUAUUAUAUCUCCAUAAGUCUAUAUAGUAACAAAUAAAAAAGCUAAAUAUAUUAAUCAUA
Molecule: messenger RNA, 3375 nt
Organism: Helicoverpa zea (corn earworm)
Lineage: Eukaryota; Metazoa; Arthropoda; Insecta; Lepidoptera; Noctuidae
Gene: garnet
Product: AP-3 complex subunit delta
Exons: 19
Coding region: 146-3133 (995 amino acids)
Biological process (GO): protein targeting to vacuole; neurotransmitter receptor transport, postsynaptic endosome to lysosome; synaptic vesicle membrane organization
Cellular component (GO): presynaptic endosome; membrane coat; endosome membrane
Source: RefSeq, a predicted model, not a curated record